Molecule: messenger RNA, 10187 nt
Organism: Anastrepha obliqua
Lineage: Eukaryota; Metazoa; Arthropoda; Insecta; Diptera; Tephritidae
Gene: Spn
Exons: 15
Coding region: 1929-9083 (2384 amino acids)
Biological process (GO): neuron projection development; actin filament organization; calcium-mediated signaling
Cellular component (GO): dendrite; postsynaptic density; actin cytoskeleton
Molecular function (GO): actin filament binding
Source: RefSeq, a predicted model, not a curated record
CUUACCUCCAAUUGGAUGUGUCGUUUGCAUCAUUGCAAAAUACGACGCCGAUUGAAUUGGGUGACAGUGGAGUUUGUCUAACUUGUACUGUGUUAAUUCUUGAAAAGAGUUUUGGAAAUAAAAAUACUCAUCUGAAAACAAGUAAUUAUACAGUUUACAAUACAAAUUUAAAUCAAAGUGAAUUCAAAAUAGGAUUGCUCUAAAGAAAAGCAAUACCAAUUUUUGAAUACUUUUACAAUUGUCGUUUUUUAGACCGUCCGUUCGUUCGUGUUGCUCUUGUGUUGGUUUUUUCCUUCCGCUACCAUUUACGUGUGCGUAUGUUUGUGUCGUGUUGGGAUAGAAGCCGGAAAAUAUGUAGUUAUAUCGCAAAAUAAACAAAAAGUCGAAAAAGUGUAGUCAUAAUGAAUGAAAAAGUGAUUAUAAUGCAUGGAAAAAUGCAUCAGCUGUAAAAGUUUGUGGUGUAAAAGAAUUAUUUGGCAAGAAAAUUAUAAUUUAUUAGUGCAGACGAGCCCGCCACUCCUUCGUUGAAAAAUUUUCCAUUUUCUGCAUUCGCGGCUCUGCAAAGUUUUCACUCGAAAUAUAUUCCCACUGGAGCAUAAGUGUAGUUGGUGGAGCCGAGUUAAUGUUUUUCGUGUGUGUGUGCGUGGGCCUGCAAAUAAGGAAGCCGAACGGCGAAUAGCAGAAGCCACAGCAAGUUUAGGGAGUUAUUUGACUGCAAAUAAUCAAACGGAGUAUUUUUGCAGAGUCUGCAAAGGAAUAGUAAAUACAGUGAAAAGAUAUUUAAGAAAAAAAAAUGCUUUGUGAAAGCGCAAAUAUCAGUAGUGAACGUUUCCUGUAAUUUUCAACUGCGAACAUACAUAUGUACAUACAUAGAUAUAUUAAUUUAAAUCUAUAGAUAAACGCACCGGGACUUAAGUCUUAUUUGAAAUCAAUAGUAAUGCAAUAUUUGCGGUAGUUCCGCGUCUGAAGUAACCAGUAUUUUGCAAAUUAAACGAACGUAAACGAUAACAACGAUUGAAAACCACAUUUUUUUCUAUUUGCAUUCAAUUGUUGUUUGUGGCAAACUCACAAAGGUGUAAAAAUCAGCCGCCGCCACCGUUGCCAUCGCCGAUUUAUUCAUACGCGAGUCGGCAGGCCGAACAACAAACUCUUUGUUGGGAAGCCAGUUAUUGAAUGACGUUGGUGUUGUUUGUUGCUGAUUGAGUGCACAGCUGCAGCUGCACGGCGAUCGAAAAAAAAAAAGCAAACGAAAAGCAAAAGAAGUGCUAAACAAGCACCUAAACUUCAGCAGCGGAUAGCGAAAACAAAAAUGCAACAAAUUAAGUUGCAGCAACACGAUUGGCCAGAACAGCAACAUCAACAGCAGCAACAGAGACAAUACAAUUGCCAACAACAGCGACAACAAAUAACAAAUAGUUACCAACAACAAAAACAGCAAGAAGAACUACAGCAGCAGCAGCAGCAGCACAAGCAACAAGUCAAAUACAAAGAGCAAAAAUUCAUUCCAGCCGCAUAGCUGUGGCCUUCAAUGGAGGGGGAAAAACGAAAAAACAAGAAUUCAAAUGAAUACAAUAACAAUAAAAAGACACAAAUAAAUAAAGACUUACACAUAUUCAUGUAAUAUUUAUACUCAUACAAAUAGCGCAUAUAAGACAACAACAGCAAAAAAAUACGACUAACCAAUUAACGGAGCAAUUGUUGAUGAACAAAAUUCAAUUCUCCUACCUGACUGCCCGCCUGCCUGCCUAUCGGCAUUCGACUAACCAAAAGAUAUUAACACUUCUCCACUGUCAUCGUCACAACACGCAGAAGCAGAAGGAGGAGAAAGAGGAGGGAAAAGGCGAAAUACAACAGUAUUUGUGCAACUGCAAACUUUUAUUUUAAGACGACUCUCUUACCACUUUUGAAUAUAUCCUUUCAACGCCAAUAUGGAGAAACCUAUACAUCCGACGCCAGUUGGUAAAGUUUCGCAAAUUGCGAAUCUCUUCCAACGCAAACCCAUCGAAAUACAGCCAGUUGAACAGUUAAGCGCAGCAGCCGCUGCUGCUGCUGCCGCCGCCGCCGUAGCUAAUCAGCAACAACAACAAGCGAGUGGUGGUGGUGGUGGUAUUGGUGGAGUACCAGCUACAGUUGUACGCACCGAAUCGCAUUCGGCUCGUUUCAAUAAUGCACGCGCGCUCUUCGAGAAGCUCGGCGUGGAAAAUAAUUCGAAUUCAAAUUUAAAAAUGUCACGUUCCGGCUCUCGCGAUGAUAAUCUUUGUGAGGGUAAUAGUUCGGAUCGUUCAUCGUCGCGUUCGUCUGAUCGUUCGAUAUCGCCACCAAAACGUCGUUCGCCAUUCCCGCCUGGUUGUAAUGUAGCCGCUUCAUUGUCGAACAAUAACAAUUGUGCAGCUCAAGUGAAUGGAGGCUUGGCACUGAGUAACAGUAAGUUUAUCGUAGAACCGGGUACAAAGCUACAUCACAAUAUUGCACGUCACAAAUCAGAAGACGGUGUGCUGUGUAGUUCGUCGGUCGGUGGUAUGAGUGCCAUGCUUUCUGCUGGUGGCGGUAGCGUCGAUAAGCCGGAGAAACCGGAACGUAAAUUCAAUUCUCGCGAACUAAUCGAAAAGCAAAAGAAGUGGACUUCACAUUUCACAAAAACAAAAUCGAGUCGAACACAUAGCGAUCAGAAUCGCUGUGACAUCAUUCGAACUGUCCCAGGCACAACGCUCAUUUCUGGUUCAGCCAUACAGAUGAAGGAAAAGGAGAGAGAAAAAGAGAAAGACAGGGAGCGAGAUAGGGAUAGGGACAGGGACAGGGAGAGGGAGAAAGAGAAUGCCAACUUUAACGUUGCUAUUGCCUCACCGAAUUCCAACCACAAGCAAACCGCUGCCAAUACGGCUGUAUCCAACAUGGGGCCACUGCACUCACCCAUUCUGACUGCUGCACAACAGCAUCAGCAUCAGCAAGCACAGGACCUUCCACCCAGUCCACCAGUACGACAUACGGUCGUACCACCCGAGAUAAAACCGCGUAGUACCAAUAAGAUUGGUAGUCCCAUAAAAUCGCCACCAUUGCCACCCAUACCAGCUGUCAAACCGAAGAACGUUAGUCCCGUUAAGUUUAACCCGGAACGCGUACGUUCACCUACAAAGCUGCCCGAUGCAACGCAACCACCGCCGCCACCUGCCAAAUCGGCUGCUGUCGCCGCGGCCCUGCAACGUUCACUUGACGAACAACAGGCUGCAGCCGCCGCCACCGCUGGUGCUGUUUCUAUAAUAGCCCCAGUGCCACCUGAAAAGCCGCGCAAAAAAUCCAUUGAUCUCAUUGAGGGUGAGGAACGACUGUCACCAGCCUCGCCCACCUCAGCAACAUUCCAGUAUGUGGCGGUUGCCGCAAAGCGUGGUUCCUUGGAUAGUUUAGGCGGUGGCGCCAAUGGCUUAAGUGGUAGUAUUAAUUCGGCUACGUCAUCGUCGCCAGCCGCCAGCGCUUCAUCAGGCCCCUGUUCACCAGUAUACACCGAAGAUGAGAAGCAAGAGAAUGAAUCGACUGAGAAAUCCGAAAUGCAGCAGUAUUAUAAUAGUAUGCCACGCUCGCGUCGCAGCGAUAACGAAGGACGCUCCAAUAAAACCGAACGUCAGGACGUCACCGAUGUCAUGAUGCAAAACCAGCAGCAGCAGCAGCAAAUUCAAAGUAAAAUUCAGGUCCAAAAUCAUUCCAACAUAAUUUCACCACAACGUUCAUCAUCUGUCACAUCGUCGUCGGCAACAUCGAAGCGUAUCUCGUCCAGCAUUUCUGUGCAAUUGCCAGCUGCCGGCUUGGGCUCACGUCCGCCCAGCAUUAUUUCAACAAGCGCUAGUCUCGACGAGGGCGGCUUCAAUGAGCCAUCACCAGAGAUUAAAGCCAAACUGAAGCCCGCAUAUGACUUUGGAACGAUCAAUGGAAGAGAUGCGAGUGGCGUUGGCGCCGAGGUGGAUGAGUGUGACCGUAGCAGCAGCAGCAGCAAUAUUUGUCAGCCAAUAACGGAUGAGUCUGAAAAGCCUAGUUUAAAUUAUGUGGAUGUGGGAUAUCGUCUCAAUCCGGAUGGCAGUGAGUCGCACGAAGUUUUCGGUGAAUGUGAACUUUACGACACAGCCACCAAAGUAACACAAAUGCAUAAGAAAUUCCAUGCCAAUGGAUUCGCGCAAGAGACCAACACUGUGUAUGCGACUAUAAAAACGGAUAUAACCACAGCUGUUGAACUCUAUUAUCCGGGCGGUAAGCUGGUUAAAGAACGAGAUCGAGAUCGAGAACGCGAACGUGUUGUUGGUGGUUUAUUGCAGUCACCAACGAAAUCUAUUGGCAUUGGUUGUGGUGGUGCAGCGGUAAAAACAUCAGCGAUCUCUUUACCGCCCGUCGGUGUGGUGUCGCCCAUACGGAGACGCAGCUCCGAUGUGAGUGUCAAGUCAACACCUCCAAUGUCGCCCACUUCGAUUGGCAGUGGUAGUGGCAGCUGCAGCGUCACCACACAUUCGAAUUCGACCAGCAACACGCGUCCCAUUUCUUCAAUUGCACCAGCAGUGGGCAGCAAGGGGGUAGCACCCAUUGCUUCACUCGAUACACAGGUUGAAGAGUUCGAUAGCUCUGAAUUGCCAGCAUUGCCAGAGCGUCCACCACCGCUAACUACUGGGACACACGCAACUACAACAACAGCAACUGAAAGUAGUGGGCUGUGCAGCAAUGCUUUAGAUAUGCAGGACCUAGAGUAUGCGGACAGCAGCGCUGGGGAAGAUGAGGAUGACUUGAUGCGCGCAAUUGAGGAGGACGACGAUGUGCAUCACGUUGUGGAUAUGAGCGAAGCCCCACUGGCCAUUAUAGCAGAGGAUAAGAAGGAAAAAUCGAUGGUAGCAGCAGCAGUGGUGGCAGACGUGGCAAUGCCGCGCGAUGACAGUUUACCGGAUGCCAUGACUGCUGAUGAGGCAGAACGACUGUUGAGCUCAAGAAUUUUGGAAAGCAAAAUCAGACAACAGUCGUUGCUCUCCGACGAACAAGCCAAAGAAGUCGAACAGAUACUCUCCGCUGCGCCGACAGUUGGUGCGGCCGUUGCAAAUGUUGUUGCCACAGCCACUUCACCAACUAGCAUUAAAAGUCUAGUCGAAGAAACUCAAUCAGAAUUUACGCCCACAGAUCAACAAGCCAAAAAGGAUACAGCGACUGUCAGCGGCGAAGUUACCACUGACAAAGCUGGUGACGCACAUGCGCUCACUGCUGCUGUUAGUGGCGAUAGUAAUCCAAUAACUGUCACGGUAGUAACUGCAGCCGCCGCUGCCGCCAACGACGGUGUUGGCCAACAAAACGAGGUCGACGACCAAGCUGAGGAGGAGGAGGAUGACGAUGGAGAUGUCGACAUAGUUGGCAUUGGCACCGCACCUGCACACGUUUUGAAUGUGUCCUUCACUAAGGUAGAUAGCGUCAGUGUUGCAACUCAUCAGGCCAACAACAACAGCAAUAGCAGCAAUAUACACGACGAUGAUGAGCCCGAGUGGCUGCGUGAUGUGCUCGAAGCGCCUAAUCGUAGUCUAGAAAAUUUGCUAAUUUCCCGCUGUGCUGCCGUCAACGACAGACGACAGUCCGAGGAUAGUCAGUGCGGUGGUGAAAGUAGUCUUAUUGAAAGUAAACAUUCCGAGUUGGUGACUGCCUCUAAAGUCGAGAUCAGUUAUGAUGCAGACAAUGAUUCUACGCUUUUCAUACAACAACAACAAUACGAACAACAAUCACUUUUGAAUCAAGCUAUUAUACAACAGGACGAAAGCAGUCCACUACCACCACACGGGCAAACGGGCGAAUCGUUACAAGAAUCGAUUGUAUCGGUUGAGUCCACACAAUCAGAUGGUACACUUAAUCAGACCACCACCAUCGAUGACAGCAUAAUUUCGAGCAAACACAAUUCCACUUAUUCAUUAGCAGAGGGUGAACUACAUUCAAUUAAUACAAAUACAACAACUACCAGCAUUGGCGGAGAACUCGACGAUUCACAGUACUACAUACCAGAGUAUCCGCCACAAAAGAGCAAAGAGGUAUAUGUGGAAUCGGGGGUACAUUACUUUGAAGAUGGCAACUUUUGGAUGGAAGUGCCAGGUCUACUCGACUUUGAUGACGACGAACUCUCCUACCCGCCAAUACCAGUGAAAAAGAAUACCAAAAUUCGCUUCAGUUCAGGGCCAAUACAAGUAUUUUCAACAUUUUCCGUAACUGAUUAUGAUCGCCGCAAUGAAGAUGUCGAUCCAGUCGCCGCUUCAGCCGAAUAUGAGCUUGAGAAGCGUGUCGAUAAGAUGCAUGUCUUCCCGGUGGAAUUGAUGAAAGGUCCAGAAGGUUUGGGUUUGAGUAUAAUUGGUAUGGGCGUUGGUGCCGAUGCUGGACUUGAAAAAUUGGGUAUAUUUGUGAAGACCAUUACCGAUAACGGUGCAGCCGCACGCGACGGACGCAUUCAGGUUAACGAUCAAAUUAUCGAAGUGGAUGGCAAGAGCUUAGUGGGCGUUACACAGGCAUAUGCGGCAUCGGUGUUGCGCAACACAUCUGGCCUAGUCAAAUUUCAAAUUGGACGCGAACGUGAUCCAGAUAAUUCGGAAGUGGCACAGCUAAUACGUUUGAGUUUGCAAGCGGAUCGCGAAAAAGAGGAGAGGCUGAAAAGACAACAAGAGGAAUAUUUACGACGCACUCUCGACUACUCGGAGGACUCCACCCAACCGGUUUCGGCUAAUUCUAGUGUCUGCGAGGGACCCUCAAGUCCCGUACAAGUGGAGCAUCCAAUGGAGGUCGAGGCUACCCAUUCACAGGAGGUAGAGUCGCUGAAGAGGCUGCUACAGGAGAGCGAAUUGAGUUGCCUGUUAAAAGACGACAUUAUUGAUACGCUGAAGCGUAAGUUGGUCAAAUUAGAAACAACCGGCAACGAGAAUGAGCUGCUCAGCGAGCGUUUGCGCCAAAGUGAACGCGAGCUGACCAACAUCAAAAAAGAGGCUUCGAAUCUACAAAAUAUGUUACAACAAUCGCAGGCGCAAUAUAUGACAUUGGAUAAAAAGUACAAUAAAGCCAAACGCUUGGUGCGCGAGUAUCAGCAACGCGAAGUGGAUAUGUGCCAUCGGGAGGAAUUUUACCAGCAAUUGCUGCAGGAGAAGGACACCGAAUACAAUGCACUAGUAAAGAAAUUGAAAGAUCGUGUCAUCAACUUGGAACACGAACUGCAGGAGACGCAACGUAAGGCGGGCUUCCCGGUCGGUCUGCCAUAUGACAGCGCCACACUCAAGUUGACGCCACAAAUGAUGCGUAAAGCGCCACCAAAACCUUUGUUCCAGAAACUUGAAACAGAAUUAUCCGAUACGGAGAUUUCCGAUCUCUCACCCGACGGCGAGGGUGUGAAAACGGCUACUGUGGAACGUAAAGUGCCAAUCAAAGAUGAAUUGGAUGCCGCAGUGCCGCAACACGAGCUUCUCGAUAAUACGGUCACAAAGGCGAAAAUCGAUUUAGCUUCUCGUGGUGGUUUAGCUAAUCGCCAGCUGCCUUCAACAGCGAGCAACGGCAACAACAACAGUAACAACAUCUGCAACACAACCAAUGCCACAGCAAAUAGCAAUGCCGCUGCCGCCGCCGCCGCCGCCACCGCGACCAAUAAUAGCCAAAUUCAUAUCGCUGCCUCCGCCACCUCCGCCACAAUCAACUCUAACACCAACCAGAGUAGCAGCAGUAGCAGCAGCAACAACAACGGUGUGAAAUGCAUCAGUUUUGGCAAGCAUACCCUCAGCAAUAGCAGCUCCGAUUGUGCGCUGGAUGACAGUGAAGAUGAUGGCACAUCCACUACAGUGGCUCAUGUGCAUGCCAGCGCCGCCUCCGACAGCAAUGGACUUUCGAAUGGCAGCAAUGGUAGUGUCAUCCAUCGUAAUUACUUGCAACAGCAGCAACAACAACAUCAACAACAGAAUCAUGCUCCGAAAGGCCAUCACAUCAGCACACCCGGCACAACUACGGCCAUACUGUUGAAUUCAACUACCACGGCGGUCGGUGGUGUUGCGGCUGCACGCGAGCAGCAAAUCAAUCAAUUGUAUGCGCAAGUGCACAAGGAACAUAAUAAGAGCGCCGUAUCGGCAGCGGCAGCAGCUGCUGGCGUUGGUCAUUCGACUAUACCAAAUAUAUUUAAGAACACAAUUGGUUCGCCGCCCGAUGUAGGUGUGAUCGGCGUUGGUGGUGGUGGUGAUUUUCAUCGCAGCAACAUGACUACAUUCGGUACUAGCAGUCGUGAUCUCAAUAGUUCAUACGAUUCCAUUUUAGGCUCAAACGACAAACUUUCCGAGAAUGAGCAAUCUACGGAGAAUUGGAUGUACCCGAGUCGUCGACGUGUCGGACCGACUGGUGCCAUCAUAAGUGGCAAAAUGCCGCCAACAUCGUUCACAGAACAACUUAACCAGGCACUAUCCGAGCGCGAGAGACGUCUCGGCGAUGGUUCAUCACGCCACUCCAGUGAUGAUUACACAGAAAUCAACAAAAGCCAAAGUACAGCUGCCAUCAACUGUAAGACGCUAAUCAAUGAAAUACGCCAAGCGGUGAAUGAGGCACAGCCCAAAGUUAAACAAGUUAUACCUCAAUCCCUCUCACCGCCUGGCACAGUACCAUGGCAGCAACAGCAACAACAACAAGCAACUGGACCACCAUCACCGACCAGCAUGUCAUCGGGCUGUUCCUCACCCGGCUAUUCGCCCAGUCGUGCCAUUGAUUUGUCCGGUUCGAGCAGUAGUUUCUCGGAGCGCAAAGCAGCCGCUUGUUACAAUUACAAAAGUGGACCAGUGCAUGAAUGGACAAAAGAUCAGGUCGGCCAAUGGCUUAUGGGCAUCGAAUUGGAAAGUUACAUACCGGUCUUCAAGGAGCAUAAUGUUGAAGGUGGCGCACUGUUGUCACUGGAUUCGAAAGAUUUCAAAACGCUUGGCGUUAGUGGGGAUGAUAAACAUCGACUGAAGCGACGACUCAAAGAUCUGAAGGCGAAUAUUGAGAAGGAGCGAAAAGAUCAGGAACGUGAGCGACGCGAAAGAGAGAAAGCUAUACGAAAAGCAGAGAAAAAAGCGGCCAAAAAGAAAUAGACUUAAGAGAUUUAUAAUGCAGAAAAACAAAAAAGAAAAAAACAAACACAAAAAUAACACUAAAAAAAUUUGUAGUUGUAGUAGCAAAUAGAAAAGAAUAUCUAUUAGAACAGUCGAUAGUUAUGCUAAUAGUAAGCAACUACCAAAAAUAUUUACGUUAUUUAUAAGGAAUGCAUAAAUAAGUGGGUAGGAAUACGAAUAUUGAAUGAUGAGUAGGCAGCGCAGUGAAAAGGAUAGAAAAUGUUUAUAAUUUUUUUUUUUUAUCAAAUUCACACAACUUCGACGCUUUUGAUUUGUACUAAAAGGUUAAAGUGAAAAGACCUUAAUUAUUUAUCUAUGAUUAUUUUUAACAUAAUAAGUAAUUUAUUAUAACUGAAAUGCUGCAUAAAGUUGUAAUUUUAAAUUUUAAGUAGAUUGCGCGAAAUUUUGAAAGAAAAUAUUACUCUGCGUAGUAUUUAUACAUACAUACAUACAUAUAUGUAUAUGCAUAUUUAAGUAAUUGAAAAUGAGAAGCAAAAUCCUAAUAAUAAUAACAUGAAAUUAUUUGACGAAGUAGCGAGUAAAACAAAAACAAAAUAAGAAACAAAAAAACAUAGAAAGAAGAAGCGUUCAAGCGUUUCAAGCUGAAGCAUAGUUAAUUGAUGCAACACAAAUUGGCAACAACCGAAAAAACAUAAACAAUGGACUGAUUUUAAGAAUAAAUGAAUUAAUUUAAACAUAAAAAAAAACAUAUAAUAGAAAACAACAAAACUUAACGCGAAUUAAAAUGAUAAAAAUAAUAUGAAAAAUAUUUAAUGCAUAAAAAAUAUUUUUAACUCUAAUUACUAUUUAAAGCAGCGUACAUUGCAAGCCACUUGAAAGAAAUUGAACUAAAAACACAACAACAAUGAACACUUAAUAAUAGUUUUUUUUGCUUUUUUUUGCAUAAAACAUAAUGCGAUGUGGCGUGGCGUUAAAUGGCAUUACAUGCCUGUGGACUUUUGGCAAAGCAACUUAAGGCGCUCGCCUCAUUUCCAAUGGUGUUUUUUGAGUGUUUGAGUUUGCGUGUAAAACGGAAACGAAAAAAGAUUUGAUAUUUUUGUUUACAGUAGCUUAUUUUUUGUU